Molecule: messenger RNA, 1466 nt
Organism: Cornus florida
Lineage: Eukaryota; Viridiplantae; Streptophyta; Magnoliopsida; Cornales; Cornaceae
Exons: 2
Coding region: 191-1297 (368 amino acids)
Source: RefSeq, a predicted model, not a curated record
AAGGAGCUCUUCAUAAUCCAUACCCACCCAUUCCUAAGUUUAGUUUCAUGGAAGGAGCUCUUCAAAAUCCAUACCCCACCCAUUCCUAAGUUUCCUGGAAGGAGCUCUUCGGAAUCCUUAUUGUGAAUUUUACGUUACUAAAUGGACAUUUGACUAGUUUGAUUUUUGCAACUUCAAGCUAGCCGUGGACAUGGAUAUCUCAGCCCCUUGUUCCACUUCCCUUGAAGUCAUCCAUUUUGGGGAUAUCCCGAGCAACUUAAUGCGGCCAGUUCUUUAUCCCAAUCCUCCUCCAUGUGAGCAAUCGAUUAAUGAUACUGAGAAGAAAGGUUUCAUGGUGAGUGUGAUGUCUCGUUUGAUAGCUUUAUUGAACUGGACGCAUGUGUCCCGGAUGAAUGAGCGUUCGCUUUUCAGUGACAGCUGGUAUUCUUGUUGGACUGAGUCUCCUGUAGCACGAAAAUCAUAUCUAGAUGAUAUGAGAAGCCCGGUGAGGCGAUCCAAAACCGGAAACAAGAUUCCCAACACUCAGGGUAAGGUUGAAUUAUGUGUCAGCUCAAGUCUUUCAAGGCGAAUAACUUUGGACACCAUACCAGUUAUGGUUCAUUCCCAUGAAGAGCUUGAUCCAUCACCGGAUUUCAGAAUGAAUAUGGCCAAACCCGACAACAGUUGUCAUCAUACAAUGAGAUUGGAUGAAGGUGGGAGUAGUAUACCACUUCAGCACCCGGGUGGUACUUUGCCUGGCGGGGUGAACGUUGGCUCUUCUCUCACGCGAAGUGAUUGUAAUGGCACCAGUCCGGUAAUGAAUCGUAUCGAGGAAGAGCUGGCUGGGAGAUCAUCAGACGAUGGCAGUACAUCACUUCAGCAGUACGCGGGAAGUAGUGUUUGUCAAUCAGCUGAUGGGGAUAUAGAAUUGGGGGGGCCUUCUCCGAUCAGAAGUGUAUCUUCUCAAAAUACAGAGUCAAGUGAUUCCACAAUGAAGGUGGCGAGGGAAGUCCUUGCAUUGACUGGUCAAGCUGCUGCUUCUUUCAUGGUAUAUAAUCUAAGUGGUCAAGAUGCUAAACCUAAGUGGCCUUUCCAGUUUGUUGUAGCUGCAAAUGGGAUUGGGUUCAUUAGCACUCUGAGUGCUACUUUUCUUCACUCAAAGAACAAAAAGGCUGCCAAUAUACUGGGGAAAGUUGGGGCUAUUGCUGCAGCAGGUGGGAUUGUUGUGGCAACCGGAAUGUCGUUCCUUCCCCAGAACAUGAUGUGGGUAGCCGGCCCUCCAGUUCUCCUCCUCGCCAUUGCCAUAGCUUUGGCGUAACCCUAUCUAUGUAAGAUUUGAUUCGUAGUUCUUGUGGAUCAUUGUUACCCGAAAUAACUUGUAUGGUCUUCGUGUUGGGAAACGUGCUAGUUUUAAAAACUUUUCGAGGGAUUUAAAUUCAUAGAUCUUGAUUCAUCACAUAGAGACAAGUUUUAUGCAAAAAAUAAAA